AUGUGUGCUGCCUUUUUUUGCAUUAUUGCUGUCGUUCUUGUGAGCAUGCUGCCUUGUUCCCUCUCCAACCUCGAAGAAAAUGAGGAAGACGAGACGCUCUGCAACCCGGUGAAUGGGCAGUGCGAUCUCGCGCGGUGCGCCAUAGAAUGCAUGGAGGAGGCCAGGAAGCGUAGGAGUACUUCGUGCGUACAUGCCUCCUGCGACAGGCGUGUCCGUCCUCAGGAGUGCUGCUGGAGGUUUCGCCACCGCCGUCACGUCAUGCUCACCGGAGACGACGUCGUCGUCGUUGGAGCGGAUCCGUGA
This is a messenger RNA of Miscanthus lutarioriparius, 303 nucleotides long. Lineage: Eukaryota; Viridiplantae; Streptophyta; Magnoliopsida; Poales; Poaceae. The record is from the annotation of a GenBank genome assembly.